AACCCCGUUCUCCAUGCUCAUUGCUUAGGCCUGUACUGGCUUACUCUUUCCAGGGGGAGAUAAUUAUUUGAGGUUCUAAAAUUUUUGGAGUUAUGUGCCCUAAACAGGAAGCAGGAAAUUCUAUCCUUGGGUGAGUAAACAGUCGUCUUUGCACUUUCUCCACCCUGCUCUGCCUCCCUGGGAACCCACACGAACAUUCUUUCGGAUUUGCAGAACAUUUGAUUGUUAUUAUUUCAAAGUAGAUCUACCAGAAGGACUGGGAGAACACUGUGCCCUACAGCAAAGAGACAAAAGGUGAGUAGGGAAUGAUAAAUAAUGUCAGUGGUUAUGAUUUAAAAUGAUGUUAAAAAUAGUAAUACUUGGAGAACACCACCCUAUAGCAAAGAGACGAAUGAAGAAGGAAAUUGACUGUAGUUAUCAUAAUAAUAGAGGAGAAAAUGAUUAAUAAAAGCAGGAAUACUCUUGAGGGUAUGCGAUGCCCUACAGCAGAGAUGAAAGGAGAAUGAAGAAAGAAAUAUAUUUACUGUA
Messenger RNA from Aplysia californica (California sea hare), 528 nucleotides. Its product is annotated as tropomodulin. The record is from RefSeq and is a predicted model, not a curated record. Gene Ontology annotation, biological process: myofibril assembly; pointed-end actin filament capping. Gene Ontology annotation, cellular component: myofibril. Lineage: Eukaryota; Metazoa; Mollusca; Gastropoda; Aplysiida; Aplysiidae. Gene Ontology annotation, molecular function: tropomyosin binding.